This is a messenger RNA of Cryptomeria japonica (Japanese cedar), 2526 nucleotides long. Its product is annotated as kinesin-like protein KIN-8A. Gene Ontology annotation, molecular function: microtubule binding; ATP binding; microtubule motor activity. Gene Ontology annotation, biological process: microtubule-based movement. The record is from RefSeq and is a predicted model, not a curated record. Lineage: Eukaryota; Viridiplantae; Streptophyta; Pinopsida; Cupressales; Cupressaceae. The coding region runs from base 213 to 2306 and encodes 697 amino acids. The transcript is spliced from 7 exons.
GGUAUCUUGCAGGCUAUCCCGAAUUCCAAUCCUUUCCUGUGAUUUAUCUCUGCUACUAAAUUAUCGGAAGAUGUCUUACCUCUGGGCAGUAUCCCAAUGCAAUGUAAUCACAAGAGAAAGGAAUAAAUAGGAAUGGAACAGCAUUUGGGGAUUGAAUUACAGUAAAGAAUUGAAUACAUUGCAAUUUGCAAUUUGAGAGUGGAAAGAAGAAAAUGGCAUUUUAUGGUUGUCCUGCUGCUGAUUCCUCCCCUGCUAGGGGAAGAUGGUUAAAUUCUUCUUCUGCUUCUACUCUUGCAGCCAAAAAGUUAAGAGCUUUGACACAGAACCAGUGGGAGAAGGAGCCUCAGAUUGAAGCCCAAAAGCUUCCUCCUAGGCCUUUGAAAACAGGCAGGAGAAUGUCUAUGGUUAAUAAUCCAGGGUCCAAAAUGCCAGGUAUGGGCAAGCCUGCUGAAAAACUCACAGACAAGGGUUGCCGCAGACAUUCAGAUGUCUCUAGGAAAACAUCUGCAAUGGGGAAACCUUUUGGCCACUGUAAUGGCAAUCCUAAAUCUAGUUUCUGCACUAAUCCCUUACCCAGUUUAUGUUUUCCUAUUUCACAGCCUGAAUCAGAAGAUUGGAGUAGUGAAGUAAGCACAAGGGGCAAACAGGGGAAUGCCUCUGAGAUAGUGCCUAUUUGUGGAGAAGAUACAGAGAGGAUAAUGGUUUAUGUGAGAGUGAGGCCACUGUCAAAGAAAGAAGAGGAAGCAGGUGCCCGAAACUGUGUUUGUGUUGCCAACAAGAAGGAUCUCUUCUUGAAGGACUUUGUUAAUGACAAUGACUAUUUGAGAUUGAAGAGGGAUGGUGAUCGGCAAUACACAUUUGAUGCAGUUUUCGAUCCCUCUGUGGACCAGAAACAGGUCUAUGAUACAAGCACUGCGGAGCUUGUUGAUUGUGUUCUGCAAGGAAGAAAUGCCUCUGUGUUGUGCUACGGAGCAACAGGGGCAGGGAAAACCCACACUAUGCUUGGAACAGAGAGGAAUCCAGGUGUUAUGGUUCUUGCCAUAAAAGAUCUCUUUGCAAAGCUUCAACAGUUGAGCUUUAAUGGUGAACAUGUUGUUUCAAUCUCUUAUCUUGAGAUCUACAAUGAAGCAGUGAAGGAUCUCCUGUCACCUGGCAAGCCUCUUGUUCUCAGAGAGGAUAAACAGGGGAAUGUCUCUUCAGGGAUAACCCAACACCAUACGAGUACAGUUCAUGAGGUGAUGAUCUUGCUCUAUAGAGGCAACCAUAACCGAAUAACAGAGGCCACUCGACUCAAUGAGACCUCAUCACGAUCCCAUGCUAUCCUGCAGGUUGCGGUGGAAUACAGACUAAAGGAGGGAUCAACCACUGUUACUCGUUCAGGUAAAUUAUCUCUUGUAGAUUUGGCUGGAUCUGAGAGAUCUACUGCCACAGAUCAACGGACGCUGAGAUCUGUAGAAGGGGCCAAUAUAAAUAAAUCCCUUUUGGCCCUCAGUAGCUGCAUUAAGGCUCUGGUGGAAGGGAAAAGUCACAUUCCAUAUAGAGCUUCUAAACUUACACAGCUUCUCAAGGAUUCGUUGGGUGGAGCUUGCCACACAACUAUGAUUGCAAACAUCAGUCCUAGCAAUACAUCUUAUUCAGAAACACAGAAUACUCUUCAUUGGGCAAACCGAGCAAAGGAAAUUCGAACAAGGGCUUGCAUUGCAAAUGAAGAGUUAGAGAUACCCGAUUCCCAAAUUGAACAGAACAAGCAGCUGCAAAAGGAGAAUAAGCAAUUAAAAUUGAAGGUUGCGAAAUUGGAACAAAGGCUACUACUUGCUGUGGAAGGCCAAACAACUGGUUCCACUCCAUCUCUGCCCUGCUCAUCUCCCCUUGUUUCUUCUCCUUUAACUCCACCUGCUACUGUCCAAUUGAGUAGCAGCUUCCAAGCAUUGAAAGAGGACUCUGAAACUAUGAAAACAGAGUACAAUACCUUCACCAAGAACAGAAAGGAUAUCAUCCGGAAGCUUUAUGCAGAUUAUUCUGUCUCUGAAACAGUGAGUCUCCAGCAACCAAGCAGGACGCCUAAUUCAACCUCCCAAAGUGAUUAUGCCCACCCUCAUUCAAAACCCCAUCAAUGGCCACCCAGACCUCCUCGACUCUCGGAUGUGGGGAGGAGGCCAGCCAGGCCACGAUUCUCAGAUGUGGGGAUGAAUGCCCAAUCUCCAUCUCGUAUCUCGUCAUCGCCUGGAUCAGGGCAAAAGCGCCCCCGCCCCUUUGGGGAUAUCACCAACUGCAGUGCAGGGGGCAGAAUGGAAACCACUGAUUAAACAAUUCUGUAAUUUGAGGUCUGCCUAAACAUGAAAAUUCAUGGAGAUGUACUGUGCAAGGAUGAGACUGAAUCUUCAUAAAUGUUGACAACGAAAAUUUUCAAUAAGGUGAUACUAACACACAUAAAUUGGAAAUGUGUAUUAUUUACUAGCACUUGCACUUAUACAUACUAAUUAUACAUACUGAACUUGGUAUUGUGAGACCAAUUUUUAAAAAUGU